Messenger RNA from Camellia sinensis, 999 nucleotides. RefSeq names its product proteasome subunit beta type-7-A. Lineage: Eukaryota; Viridiplantae; Streptophyta; Magnoliopsida; Ericales; Theaceae. Gene Ontology annotation, cellular component: proteasome core complex. The record is from RefSeq and is a predicted model, not a curated record.
CUCUCUCUCUCUCUCUCCUAUUUGGAAUACAAACAGGUGCUCAUUUGCUCUCUCUCUCUCUCACACACACACACACACAGAAUCAAACGCCACCAAACCUCAACUUGCUUCACCGCGAUCCGCUCAUCUCACCAUUGCUCACCGCCGUGCAACGUCGCACAUCGCCACUACCGCAAAUCACAGUCGCACAUCACCAAUGUCUCGCCUCCAGCUUACAUUCAGGGCAGCAGCAGAUGUUCCUCUGAAGGGUGGAUUUAGCUUCGACCUUUGUAGAAGGAAUGAAAUGCUCUCGAAGAAAAGUGUUCAGGCUCCGAAGUUUCUCAAGACUGGUACUACCAUUGUUGGUUUAAUUUUCCAGGAUGGAGUCAUCCUUUUAGUGAAUACAAGAGCCACUGAAGGGCCCAUUGUUGCUGAUAAGAAUUGUGAGAAAAUCCAUUUUACUGCUGUGGAGCAGGCACUGCUGCUGAUACAGAGGCAGUGACAGUUGCAGCUACACAGGUACCAUACUGAUUAAGAAUCAAGGGUUGUGAUGGCUCUUACCCUUUUGAAGUCCCAUCUUUUUAGGUAAGGUUACAUAAUUCAAGGUUUGUUUUUCUCAACAAUAUUGGUACUUUUUGUGUGAAAAGAUUACAAUGCAAGAAGGCCUGAUUCUUUUUUGCUUAACCAGCCACCAAGGUUAUGUCCAGUUGAUGUCACUGGACCACAUUUGCACACUGCUAUGAUGCACACUCAUAUGGCAUUUGAAUGGCACAACAAGGCAUAAUGCUUAAGAUUUGACAUAUGCUUAAGAUUUGAAAGGGAUUCAAACUACAUAUGCACACUAUACAGCUUGACAUAUGCUUAGGAUUUGAAAGAGAUUCAAACUUUAUGCUUUCUUGUUUGGAUUUUGUCCUGUUUACCUCUCCCUAAAACUCUUUAGACUUCAUAGAAUGUUUUGGUAUUUGUUUUUAUCCAUUGUACUCAUAUAGUUCUCAAUUAGCGAUCACCUUUUCACUCUUU